GUGUGUGUGUUUCGUCUCAAGCAAGUUCGAACCCUGUCGCCGAGGCCACGGUCCCUCUUCCUCCACACCCUCGAAACUAUUUAACAUACUAAGAUACAAGGAAGGAAUAUCUUACAAUUUUAGCCGACCAUGAUGGGUUUAAGGAGUUUGGGAACUGUUGUCCUCCUCUUUACGUUCGCUUUGGGGACAAUCUUAGCACAAACUUCCGCACCUGGCCAAGUCUGCGAGUCCAAGAAUGGUACCAGCUGCGAGGAAUGUCUUCAGAAUGUGACAUGCUUGUGGUGUAUCAAAACCAGAAAGUGUGUGACGUAUCCUGUGAGGACCAUCCUACCGCCACAUGCUCUCUGUCCGCUCAAUGAUGCCCGCUGGGGGCUCUGUUGGUUGAACUUCCAGCAUUUAAUCAUCACCUUGGCGGUGCUGGGCGGGGUUCUCAUCAUUGCCCUCCUGAUCUGUCUGUUCUGCUGCUGCAAGUGUGAAAACAUUGGAUCUUCGAGAUUUGCAGCCAAGAUGGAGAGGCAGAUGAACAAAUCAAAAUCCAAACAGGAGGAGAGGCGGGCCGAGAUGAAACAGAGACACGACGAAAUCAGGAAGAAAUAUGGCUUAAGUGGACCAAAUCCUUACUCCAGAUUUGCAUGAGAGGAUUCCUCAACCGGAACUUUAACUCAACAGAGUUUUAUUCAUGACUUUUGUAUUGUGUUCUAUACAGUAUAUGUAGCAAGAGGUUAUCAGAAAUUGCUACUAUUGGCCACUUUUCCACCGCGUGGUACCAACUCAGCUCUGUACUGCUCUACUUGCUUUUAGGUACUAGGAUGUACCGGCUGGGGGUUCUAAGAAUGCUGAGUCGAUACCAUCAAUGACUUGGAGGCUUGGUAAACAAAACAAACUAUGACUUGUGAUGCUAUACUCCACAGUCUUUAAUCUCCUCUUGGAUCAAAUAAGUCUCCUUAAUCCCUUAGUGAAGUAAAUCACGUUUGCAAAGCACACCUUGAUAUGAAGCAGGGUGGGCAAACUACGGCCCGGGGGCCACAUCUGGCCCGCCAAGUGUUUGAAUAAGGCCCGCUCAUUCUCUCCAAAGUAUUUAAUUUCAACAUUAACAUACAACCUGGCACCAACCUUUUGAUGGUUUAAGUAGCUGUUUUAUCAAUUUUGUUAUUUGAUGUGGUCUGUUGUUUACAAAGUGCUUCUGAAAGAAGGGACACAAGCACAUAUAAGCAGAUUACAUGACACUUUUACAGAUACAAUAAUUCCAGGUGGACUGUUACGUGUAAAAUAUAUAGUCUCGUCCCCCCGUCAAUUUUGUUAAAUCAAUGUGGCCCGCGAGUCAAAAAGUUUGCCCACCCCUGAUAUGAAGGAUGCUUUCAAUGUGGCGUAGGUUUCCCAGUUUUGUGCUGGACUCAUUUGAAAACGUGUAGUGCCACGCCAAACUGGUACCGUGCAGUUUUAGUAAGUGGCAGUGAUCUCCGACAAAUGUCUUUUUUUGUUUUAGAAAUGUUUCUUUUGCCUAACUCGUCCAUGUUGACGGUGCUCUGAGAUGAUUUCAUCUUUUUGUCCUCAUUUCCCCAGGACAAUCUGUUACAUCUGCACGUUGUUGGAUGUAUUUCAGACACUGCUGAAUGUAGAAUUCACAAGCUCGUUUUGCACUUUAUGAGGUUCAGUUUUGCUGAUGCUAUUAGAUGGAUUGACAUGUAGUUCAGGCAAAUCCAUUCCACAGCUCAGGAAGGGGAAGCAGUGCCCGGUUCACACUGUUUACAGUGGUGACAGACUCCUUCUGACCUUGACUGAGGAUAUUGUCAGGUGGUGGAAGGAAUACUUUGAGGCCCUGCUCCGGGGGUGGACGAGUUUCACCCUGAAUGUCUCAGAGAUAUGGAUGUUGAGGGACAGUCUUGGCCGAGACGUCUCUUCAACAUGGUGGAAGUUGGGAACAGUACCUCUGGGUUAGGAGACCAGGGUGUUGGUCCCCCUUUCCAAGAAGGGUGACGGCAGGGUGUUUUAGAACUAGAGGGGGAUCACACUCCUCAGCCUCCCUGGGGAAGUCUAUGCCAGGGUGCUGGAGAGAAAGGUAAGACCGUUAACACUGGACUACAAAUUUUGGACUCAAUCUGCUUCUGAGAUUAGUGGCUAAAACUCAUCUAUUUUGAUAAGCUGAACUGAUGAAUUGAUAACUGUACUGAUUAGCUAAUGUAUUCAAUUUAUUUAAUGAUAAUUGUUUUACUUCAAAAUCAUAUCUGUUUAUAUGACAGAUUUUGCUUAAAAAUAAUUAUUUUAAAAGUAUUCAUGUUGCACUUAAUCUGCCAAGAAAUAAAUAUCUUAAGACAUCAGACAUGAUUGAAUAUCUUGUGAAAAACAAGCUCAAGUAUCACUUAAAACAAAGUUCCCUUUUUCAGUAUACGAACGGCGCGUUUUGGCUUGUCUCAUAUACUCAGCAGCCUCCGUGUCCUCCGUGAAGACAUUCCAACAGUAGUCAGCAAGCGUAGCUUCCAAUUUCCCUUUUUCCCCCUCUUUUCUCCAUAGCUGCAAUGGCCUGGCAGAAUCGUCCCUGUGCUUAUCACUUCUUCACAGUUCAAUUGAAAGAAAUCUAGAUGGGAAUGCAAAAAGUGUAUCUUCAUUGACAGAUUGCAACCAAAGGAUUUGGAGGACUUCAGUUUUGCCACCAGCCGCUUAUAAUUAUCUGCCUUGUAAUGUCCAAGAAAGUCAAUUUCUGCCGCCGUUCAUGAAAUUUGUCCACAUGCAUGCAUUUUGUCCACUUCCAAGAGAUUUCUGCAAAUAAAAAAACAUUUUAUGUCAAAACUCUAGCCAUAUUAGAAUGAAUGUAUCAGAUAGACUCUACAUUCUAAACUACUGUAUUGGUGACCUAAACCUGCAAAAGUUGUGAAACUUUUGUUCCAGAAAAAUUUUGUAAACGAACCGCCAGUGUAAUUGAGACUACAUGAGGUGCAAUGUGGUUUUCGUCUUGGUUGCAGAACACUGGACCAGGACUACACCCUUGCAAGGGAACUAGCGGGUGGGUACGUGGGAGUUUGUAGACCAGGGGUCUCAAACUCAAUUUACCUGGGGGCCACCGGAGCUAGGUUCUGGGUGAAGCCGGGCCGCAUCAGGUUUUAAAAAAAAAAAACAACAACCCAAAACGCAUUUAUUAAAAACUGGAAAAAAAAUCAAUAAAAAAACUAUCUUCAAUGCUUUUGCUUCUGCUAUACCCUACACUUUUUCAGUACUUUGGUUCCGGUUUUCCACACCAAAAUAUCUGAUAAAACAUUCCACUGUUCUCAAAUAUCUUCAUUUUUAUUUUUCUAUACACAAAAUAAAAAAAACAAAAAAAAAACAAAUUAAGAAUAAAGACAAUAAAUCAAUCAGUAAUAAAUAAGUAAAAUAAUAAAACAGCAAAUAAAAACGUAAGAAACCACAUACAGUUAGUAGAGAAAUAAUUUUUUUCAGAUUCAAAUGUACAGUAUUAACAGUUAUUUAACCUUUAACAUGAACAUGAAUGAA
Molecule: messenger RNA, 3486 nt
Organism: Doryrhamphus excisus (bluestripe pipefish)
Lineage: Eukaryota; Metazoa; Chordata; Actinopteri; Syngnathiformes; Syngnathidae
Gene: pttg1ipa
Product: PTTG1 interacting protein a
Biological process (GO): protein import into nucleus
Cellular component (GO): cytoplasm; nucleus
Source: RefSeq, a predicted model, not a curated record